AUGUAUUCAAUUAAGCUGUGCUUUUUCUUCCUUUCAACCACAUUCAUUACAGGAUCUUUGGCUACACCGUUGCAUAAGCACUUCCACCAUCAUCAUGGUACCGGCUUCCACCAUUUCUGCACUACAGACGGCUCCGGAGAUGUUGCAUGCUCGUUCCCCAACGGUGUUGAGACCACAUUCGCCGCUGAGAGCGCCACUAGCAUAGCGACAGAUGCUUCGGCAUCGAGCCUAGCAUCUGUCGAUGCUAUUGACUCAACACUCUCGCUCACGGUUGUCGCGACAGUGACCACUGAUGGGCUAUCUGCAUCUUCCGAUUCUUCGCAGUCUACUCCUACAGUGACCUUGGCAUCUACCUCUGAUGUGACCUCGACAGCAUCCCCCGCGGACGUCUCGUCAGCAAGUUCUGCUGCAACAUCUACCUCUACCAGUACGCAAUCUACUUCCACGGAGACCACGACCUCGACCUCGACAUCCGUUUCCGAAGUUACCUCGACAGUUGCCCUCGAGGAAGUCUCGACAUCAAGUUCCACUUUGUCAUCUUCCUUCCCCGAGGCUUCAACAUCUACUUCUACAACGACCACGACAUCUGCGUCUGUCAUUGAGUCCACAGUUGCUGCCGCAGUGGUCUCGUCAUCAAGCUCUACGUCGACAACUACCCCUCCCGAGGGUUCAACAUCGACUUUCACGACGACUCUCACAACGCUUUCCACCACUACUUCGACUUCGACCACGACAUCAGCCUCUGCUACUACUUCAGCAGAGGUCGCCGCAGUCUCCGUAUCUCGUUCUGCAUGGUCAUCCACCUCAACCACGUCUUCGCAAUCUACCUCUACUACCAGCACUACCACCGCAGCAUCGACCUCGACCUCAACCUCGACAUCUGCCUCUACUGUUUCCGAGUCCACCAGCACAACGACCGCCUCGUCCUCAUCCUCGUCCUCCUCCACGAACACCGCUAGCGGCACUCUCCCAGCACCGUCCCAAUUCAAGACCGACAACGGCACCAAAUGGACAGUCGAAUACGUCGGCGAAAUAGGCUACACAGGCCCGCUCGCAAGUCAGGGCAUCAUCGGCGACAAAUGCCGCACCUCCAAGAUCGGCGACCAAAUCAUGUGGAACUGUGGCGACAUGGAAUGCGGAACCAGCUACACAAACUGCGGUUUCUCCAUGGGCGCGGGCUUCUUGGGCACAGACGAUGUCAUGACCAUCAACGCGACGUCCACAUCAUCGCUGAACGCCAACACCUUCGUCGCUCCCUGGUCCAAUGACCCAUCCCCAGAAUCUCCCUGGAGUAUCUGGGGCAUGGACACAUCGAACGUGGCCGCCAUCAACGACACCCAUGGCGUAGCCUACGCAUGGGAGAUCUGGCGCGGCGCCUCCGACGGGAGUAUCAGCAACAGAGGCAACGCUGUUGCGAGCAUCACUAUAGGCGACGACGGACCUGUCGCCACUCGCGUUGGCCCCCUAUUGACCGGCUCCGACUCUAUCGCUCUAGGUCUUCUCGCGAUUCUUGCCGAUGGAGGCUAUAUAUACACGUACUCCGUCACCGGACCUACAAACCUCCAGAUAGGCCGUGUCGCCGCGUCCGACGACGUCUUCGACGCAUCCAAGUACGAGUUUCUGGCCGCAGGCAGCAAUGAUACUUGGAUCGCAGGUAUUCCUUCGCCCACGGACACCAGCGUCGCUGCCACCACGGCAAACACCAGCGGCAGUUUCGGUUGCGGGAAUUACGGGUCGGUCUUCUUCAACAGCUAUCUGAACAAAUAUGUCAUCUUGUGCGAUAUCUUUGAAAGUUUCGUCAACAUGUACGUCGCUGACAACCCGUGGGGACCCUGGAGCGCCGAGUACGGAAUUCAAGGCGGCGGUAUGAUUGAGGGAGGUUAUGGAUCGAUGGCCCAUCCUGAGUAUGCUGUCGAUGGGGACACUAGCGGGAAGUCGUUCUACUACUCGCUUGGACCGAAUGGAUUGUUUUAUAUGUUCAAACUUACUUUCGAUUACUGA
Molecule: messenger RNA, 2001 nt
Organism: Exophiala viscosa
Lineage: Eukaryota; Fungi; Ascomycota; Eurotiomycetes; Chaetothyriales; Herpotrichiellaceae
Exons: 1
Coding region: 1-2001 (666 amino acids)
Source: RefSeq, a predicted model, not a curated record